AUGGAGUACACGUCGAUGAAAGUCCCCGAGCUCCGGAAGCUCCUGCAGGAAAGGAGCUUGCCCGUGACCGGAAACAAGGCGGACCUUGUCGCCAGGCUGCAGGAGAAUGAUAAGAAGACGGCCCCAGAAGCCCAGUCAGCCGAAGAUGAGAUCGACUACUCAGACGACGAUGUAGCUAUCACAACCAAGAAGAAUGAGGCUACCACCGAGGCCGAGAAGCCAGAUGUCGCCGAGACUGAAGCCGCCCCCGCUGAGGUUGCCAAGGAGGGCGAGGCCGCCGAUGCUGUCACUGACUCUCCCGCCACCGUCACCGGGGCCGCUGCCAACGGAGAGGCCUCCGCCGAUGCCCCUGCGGCUGCCGAAGAUGAGGCGGCUGCGGAGAAGUUCGCGCUCAACCUCCCCCCAACUUCUGCCGAGGACGAGGCCAAGAAGCGCGAAGAGCGCGCCAAGCGCUUCGGCCUAGUCGAAGAUGACGACGAGCGCAAGAAGGCCGACCGAGCCAAGAGAUUCGGAAUCGACUCGUCCUCCCUCGCCACCUCCCUCGACUCCGCUCUCCCCGAUCGUCCCCUGAAGCGCGGCCGCGCCCGCGAAGACGAUGGCGGCGACAACAAGAAAAGGCAGUCCAACAAUCGCCGGGACAACAGACGCCACGGUCGUGGUCGCGGUGGCCGCUUCAAUAACCGCCGGGCUGGCGGCGGAAGGUCCGAGGGCGGCAGCCGCGGCUCGAUUCUCUCGGAUCCUGCUGAGAAGGCGAAGGCUGAGGCUCGUGCUAAGCGGUUCGGAUCGGGUUAG
This is a messenger RNA of Scedosporium apiospermum, 792 nucleotides long. RefSeq lists its product as uncharacterized. NCBI's taxonomy places the organism in Eukaryota, Fungi, Ascomycota, Sordariomycetes, Microascales, Microascaceae. Gene Ontology annotation, biological process: poly(A)+ mRNA export from nucleus. Gene Ontology annotation, cellular component: nucleus. Bases 1 to 792 code for a protein of 263 amino acids. The transcript is spliced from 2 exons. The record is from RefSeq and is a predicted model, not a curated record.